Eimeria acervulina is the source of this 1560-nucleotide messenger RNA. RefSeq lists its product as hypothetical. The record is from RefSeq and is a predicted model, not a curated record. Lineage: Eukaryota; Apicomplexa; Conoidasida; Eucoccidiorida; Eimeriidae. The transcript has 9 exons. Bases 1 to 1560 code for a protein of 519 amino acids.
AUGAAGCGCGGGGGUAUAGCCUUCCGUCCCUCUCACGGUGCACUUGAAGGUUUAGGAGGAGGUGGCCGGCUUCUUCAGGGGGCCCUGGCUUUCUUGCAAGGACGGCCUGUUGAGGGUCUCAGGCCCCGCUGCUAUAAGGAGUUGCAUGCAGCGCGCAGGGUUGGGGAGCCCGCGAGUCGAAGCAGAACGAGUAGAAGAAAGCAGGCUGAGGUGGAGACUCAUGGGGCUCCCCCAAGCAGCAACGGGGAGAAAGGGAGAAGUGCAGCGGUGUCGCUGCGGCUGGAAGUACUGAGGAAAGCCAAAGAAGCAGAAGAGGCCCGAAGUGCCUUCCCCAUCGCUCUCCGUUUGCCGCACCCUGAACUUGUUGCUGGAGUCACCUAUCGCCGCUUAGGUUGCCCGCAGCCGCUGCAGACCCACAAGAAGCAGCAGCAGCAGCAACAGCAGCAGCAGCAGCAGCUUUUGAGGGGGCCGCUGGUUAGCAGCCUUUGCGUUGGGACGUCUCUUAUUGGGGGCAAUGUAAUGCAAGACGAUGAAGCGGCCUUUAGGAUGCUGUGCACGGCUUAUGAGGAAUAUGGGAUAAACUUUUAUGAUGUGGGAGAGCUCGACCCCCUUCCGCAUGCACCGCAGCACCAUGGCUCCGGCCACCGGGGUGUCUUGCGUCGAUUCUUUCAAAAGUAUCGUGGCCUAGGAAGUGGAGGCGACGAACCACAGGCUUCUGUGGGGCCCAAAGCAGCAGCAGCAGCGGCAACAACAGCAACAGCAGCAGCAGCAACAGAUCAACAGAAGUUGAAAGCAGAAGCGCAACGUCUGUUCAUCUCCGUGAGAGUCCUCAGUGGAGCACUUGGAUCGUUUGACUACGAACGAUUUGCUCUCGAGAGGAGAAGGAGAGAAGCAGUUGCAUGCGCUGCUGCACAGGAUGCAGCAGCAGCAGGAGCUGAUGCGGCGGGAAUUGCUGCUGCUGCUGCUGCUGCUGUCAAAGCUGCAACGCUUACUGUCGGUGACGAAACAGAAGGCAUCACCCGUUGGGCGAGGCCCAUGGGUUGGUGGGCUAGGACCCCCCAUGGGGCCCCCCGACUAACGGCGAAAGAUUUGGAAGCAGCAGUAGACAGCAUGUUGCAGCGGCUGGGGAUCGACUGCAUUGACCUCCUCCAGCUCACCGACCCUCACCGUUACGUGCCUCGCCAAGAAUUGGGAGAAGACACCUAUUGUUGGGGUUUGGAGAGGCCAGAUGCGGUACCUAUUCAAGAACAACUUGAAAUGCUGUCGGGCUUGAUAAAGAAGGGAAAGGUGCGCUACCUAGGCGUUAGUAACGAGACAGCCUAUGGAAUUUUUAAGUGGGUGGAGGCGGCAGACGAGAUGAACUUGCCGCGAAUUGUGUCCUGUCAGCAACUCUACAACGUUAUGCACCGCAACGAGCUCGAAACAUCAGGGAUCCCUGAAAUGGCAUUUAGGCUUGGAGUGCCGGUGCUCGCUUACGGGACUCUCGCGGGCGGCAUAUUGACGGGGAAAUACCUCGACCCUGAAAGGUUGUCAAUUGCACUCGUGCAUGCAAAGGAUUAG